Messenger RNA from Hippoglossus stenolepis (Pacific halibut), 1353 nucleotides. It is a transcript of the gene mgmt, whose product is annotated as O-6-methylguanine-DNA methyltransferase. The transcript has 5 exons. Lineage: Eukaryota; Metazoa; Chordata; Actinopteri; Pleuronectiformes; Pleuronectidae. Gene Ontology annotation, molecular function: methylated-DNA-[protein]-cysteine S-methyltransferase activity. Bases 63 to 689 code for a protein of 208 amino acids. Gene Ontology annotation, cellular component: nucleus. Gene Ontology annotation, biological process: DNA repair. The record is from RefSeq and is a predicted model, not a curated record.
GCGACCACGCUGUGUGUGUGGAAACAGGAAGAGACUCCGGUCACGUUUGUUUUCGCUGGAAGAUGAAACGCGCAUCGCACGGACACAGACGUGAUGUGAAGGACUUCGUUCAGGGCAGCGAGAUGAAGAAGCAGAGGGAGAGCCAGUGCACUCAGAAGACCAUCUCAUUGCUGAGCCCCCUGGGGACGAUCCAAGUCAGUGGAUGUGAGAAUGGUGUGCACACCAUCCAGAUCCUAAUGGAUGUCGCACCUGCUGAAAGGAGCGACGGGGCCCCCCUGAGCUGUGUGGUCAACGAUAGCCCGGCAGAAACGAGCCCCGAGUUGCAGCGCUGCGUUGAAUGGCUCCAGGCGUACUUCAGUGAGCCGCAGACCACUGGGAGACUCCCGCUCCCUGCCUUUCACCACCCCGCCCUGCAAGGAGACGCGUUCACCAGCCGCGUGCUGCACGUACUUCAGAGGGAUGUGAAGUUUGGAGAGACAGUCUCGUACAAACGCCUCGCCGAGAUGGCGGGAAACCCCAGAGCGGUGCGAGCGGUGGGAGGGGCCAUGAGGAGGAACCCGGUUCCUCUCCUCAUUCCCUGCCACAGAGUCAUUUCGAGCAGUGGACAGAGUGGGCCGUACAUGAGCGGCAAGGGCGACCAUCUCAAACAAUGGCUGCUCACCCAUGAGAGGCAGAGAGGGGAAGGCUAAAGCAUGACAGGCCAACUGUCCUUCAUUCAGUCCACACACACACACACACACACGCUCUCACACAAGGCCAGUAUUUUUUUUUUUUACGAACACAAAACAGGGCCAUAAAGUUUAGCGUGCUUGGCACACACUAUGGAACAACUGGAGCUUCUUGUAAAUAUUCAUUUUAUACUCCUUUUUUUUAAAUCUAAGAAUAGAGAUGCUGCAUUGUUAAUGUGAUACAGAGUUGUUGCAGAAUUAGAAUGUACAAAAAUAACUUAAACAGAGAACAGUAGGAAUUACAAACAUAUGCUCCCGUGGGUCUCUGUUGCCGUUUGCCAGAUAGUGCUGGAAUGGUUUUUCUAAAGAAUUAUUAUUCCCUUAAAAAUAUGUCUCUUGCAUUGUUGUUGUUGUUGUUUUUUUUUUUCCUAAGCAGAAUUAGUCUUUGUACCUCUCGUUGGUUUUUUAAUUUCCUGCCAAGUGAAUGCUUUGUUCAACAUCCAGUGAUAAAGGCUCUGAAUUUUACUGCUACAAAGCUUUGUAGUGAGGCAUUUGUUUUGUCUUCAUUUAGAUCUCAUUGUUUGCUCUCGCCUUAUAAACCACCUAGAGAAGAGAUGUCUUCUAUGCAUUAUAUACUGUGCUUGUGAUACAACAGACAUGCUUAAAUAAAUACAUCUCAAAAUGA